Messenger RNA from Asparagus officinalis (garden asparagus), 1706 nucleotides. RefSeq names its product mitogen-activated protein kinase kinase kinase ANP1-like. The record is from RefSeq and is a predicted model, not a curated record. Lineage: Eukaryota; Viridiplantae; Streptophyta; Magnoliopsida; Asparagales; Asparagaceae. Gene Ontology annotation, biological process: protein phosphorylation. Gene Ontology annotation, molecular function: protein kinase activity; ATP binding. Bases 397 to 621 code for a protein of 74 amino acids. The transcript has 4 exons.
UAGUGAUUGGGGUAAUCGGGUCCCAAAUAUAUAAUUACAAACCCGCAUCCGUUCACCCAAAACUAAAACCGAAAAAACCCUAGGCCCUCACUCAGCCCUCACUCCUCAAACCGCCUCCAGUCCACUCUCCCGUGCCCUCCAUCAACCUCAGGUCCUCAACGAUUCUCCUCAGGCGGCGGUGGGAUAUUUCCGGCGAUCUCACAGCCGAAGAGUCGCCACUCGCUCAAACUUCGAAGAGUCGCCAGAACCUCGCCACUCGCUCAACCUUCUCGCCAGCGAAGAGUCGCCAGAACCUCGCCUCCUCCUCCUCCUCAGCCCAUCGUUGAAGACGACGCCCCUACGAUUCGAUGGCGAAAGGGGGAACUGAUCGGCUGCGGUGCUUUUGGCCAUGUUUACAUGGGUAUGAACUUAGAUUCUGGGGAGCUUCUUGCUGUCAAACAGGUGUUGAUCAGGGUGAACAGUGCGUCGAAAGAGAAAGCCCAAGCUCAUAUAAGAGAAUUGGAGGAGGAAGUUGAGCUCCUAAAGAACCUCUCUCAUCCGAAUAUAGUUAGAUAUUUGUGGACUGCAAGAGAAGAGGGUACCUUGAACAUAUCAAGUGAAACUAUUCAAAUUUCAAGGUAAUUUUAAUGUGAUUUUUACGUUUGCCAAUAUCCGUUUAUAUCCGUGAUCAUAUCUGAUCCGAUUCUCAAAUAUCUGAACCGUAUCCGUUUCCGAUAAAUGCGGAUAUGGUUAAGGUUUUUUCUUACCGAGAGUGAUCCGUAUCCGUAUCCGUAUCCGUUUAUAAAAAGCGGAUAUGGAUGUGGUAAACAUUAUAUCCGAACCGUAUCCGCUCCGAUAACACCCCUACUUGGGACUGACACUUAGAGUAGUGGACUGCAGUACCUGGAUCGUGAAGGGCUGAACUUAGCGUUGGUGUCUAUGGUAGAGAGAGCAGGAAUAAGAUCUGAGAUGAGUGCUGAGAGUGUGUUGAUGCUUCAUCACCAGUGCUUGGGACACUCAUUCUUCAGUAUUUUAAGUAGGUUGUAUCCAUCUUUCUUUGAGAAAGCAAAUAAACAGAAACUUGUGUGCGAUGCAUGUGAGUUUGGAAAACUUACUAGAAGCUCUUAUGUUAGUUCUGAUCAUAGGAGUUCUCGUGUAUUUGACCUGAUACAUUCAGAUGUUUGGGGGCCUUGUUCCAUAAAUUCUAUGAAUGAAUAUAAGUAUUAUAUUACCUUUAUUGAUUGUUUCUCUCACGUUACUUGGUUAUACUUGAUGAAAAAUAAGAGUGAAGUGUUUGGUUGCUUCUAUGACUUUCAUAGGUAUGUUCAGACUCAAUACGGAGCAGUGGUGAAUGUAUUAAGGUCUGUAAUGGGGCAGAGUAUACCAGCAGAACGCUUGGGGAAUACUUGUCACCUCAGGGAUUACAGCACCAGACUACAUGUCCACAUACACCAUCUCAGAAUGGGGUAACGGAAAGGAAGAACAGAUAUCUUUUAGAGGUUGCUAGAAGCAUGAUGAUCUCCAUGAAUCUCCCAAAAACAUUAUGGGGACAAACAGUGUUGAUCGCAGCUCAACUAAUCAACAGAAUGCCCUCAAGAGUGCUGGAUUAGAAGUCUUCGUGUGAGCACGGAGAUGUUGAAGGGAGAUAAUGGUGGGAUUCUUCCAUUGAAGGUGUUUGGCUGUGUGCUUUGUGAAGGACAACAGGCUAUCCGUUGGGAAGUUUGACC